Messenger RNA from Hevea brasiliensis (rubber tree), 820 nucleotides. RefSeq lists its product as uncharacterized. NCBI's taxonomy places the organism in Eukaryota, Viridiplantae, Streptophyta, Magnoliopsida, Malpighiales, Euphorbiaceae. The transcript has 8 exons. Gene Ontology annotation, molecular function: serine-type endopeptidase activity. The record is from RefSeq and is a predicted model, not a curated record. The coding region runs from base 89 to 583 and encodes 164 amino acids. Gene Ontology annotation, cellular component: membrane; signal peptidase complex.
AAAUAAAUCUCCUAGUUGACAAUUCUCCUUGACGCAGUUACAGUUAAGACUUUUCUGCUCCGCGUUGCACAGAGAGAGCAGUGCAGAAAUGGCGUUGACAAGACAAGCUCUCUCUCUUGGCAUGAUUGUGACUUCAGCUCUAAUGAUAUGGAAGGCAUUGAUGUGCAUAACUGGUUGUGAGUCGCCUGUUGUAGUUGUUCUCACUGGAAGUAUGGAGCCCGGUUUUAAACGAGGUGACAUAUUGUUCUUGCAUACGAGCAAGGAUCCUAUUCGGACGGGAGAGAUUGUUGUGUUUAAUGUAGAAGGACGUGAUAUUCCAAUUGUCCAUCGAGUAAUUGAGGUCCAUGAGAGACAAGAUACCAGAGAUGUUGAUAUCCUCACAAAAGGAGACAGCAAUGACCAGGAUGAUAGGUUUCUAUAUACUUAUGGUCAGCAUUGGUUGAGCCCCCAACAUAUCAUGGGGAGAGCCAUUGGGUUCUUGCCUUAUGUUGGCUGGGUGACAAUUAUCAUGACUGAGAAGCCUCUCAUCAAGUACAUACUUCUAAGCGCCUUGGGGUUGCUGGUUAUUACCUCAAAAGAUUAGGGAAACAAGUCUUCAAGGCGAGUUAGGUACUGUAUAAGCAUUCUGAAACAGUCGAUCUCAAAAAUUUUGUAAUAUUUAAAGAGCACAGAUCACGUUUGUUAUGCUGUUCUCAGUUGAUGGAACAUAUUUAGGAGGCUAUUAGCUAAGAAGACACUGUUGAUGCUAAAUAUAAUAUGCGACUUUGGAAAACUUACUCUUUACCUACAUAAAACUGAUAAAACUGAGUAUUUGAGAUGA